CGGUCGCCAACCGACCUUAUGCGGGGGCGGAUUUAAAGAGCGAGCGCCCUUUCCUGCCCCUAUGAGCCGGGGUGUUGCCCGCCCAAUGAGGGGCUAGCCUCGGCCUAGUGUCCCUCGACACCCACCUUCCAGCCUUGGCCUGAGUCACGCCAACACCUGUUCCCCUGGAAGGCACCAUUCAUGGGGAGGCCUGGGACUCCUGGGUUCUAUCCCAGCGCGGGGGCCUAGUGGUUACAGCUGGAGGGGGAUGAGUUGGGAGCGUGGACUCCUAGGUUCUAUCCCAGUGUGGGGAGGCCUAGUGAUUAGAGUGGGAGGGGGAUGGGCCGGGAGCCCACACCCCUGGGUUCUAUCCCAGUGGGGUGAAUGGGGUCUAGCGGUUAGAGCAGGAGGGGUCUGGGCCGGGAGCCCACACCCCUGGGUUCUAUCACAGCGGGGUGAAUGGGAUCUAGGGAUUAGAGCGGGAGGGGGGUGGGCUGGGAGCCUGGACUGCUGGGUUCCAUUCCAGUUCUGGGAGAGGAGACCAGCAGGUUAGAGUGGAGAUUCUAUCCCAGUCUGCCUUGCCUCCCUUUCUCCAUCUGUAAAUUGGGGGUCGUGCCACCUGACCUCUGAGAAGCGCUUUGAGUUCUUCUGUGAACAGCGCACUGUUAAUGCAGCAUAUUAGAGUUUCAUUCUGUGCUGGGGAUCUAAGUCAUGUUUCAGUGAUAGCAGAUCCUUUUUCUGCCAGAGUCCUCAAUGCUGGCCUGAAGAGCUAUGUGCUUCCCCAGGAUUAUACCAACAUCUCCAUCCCUGACAGACCCAAAUUGAAGUUCAUGGACAAAGUUCCAAGUGUACCUAAAGUGAGGCGGGAAUUCAAAAACCUACGUGACAUCCGUGGCCCAUCCACUGAGGCCACUGAGUUCACCCAAGGACAGUAUGGCAUUUUGGCAUUGGGUGGUGGUUACCUUCAUUGGGGUCACUUUGAAAUGAUGCGCCUAACCAUCAAUCGUCACCUGGAUCCCAAGAUAAUGUUUGCUGUAUGGCGCAUUCCAGCCCCUUACAAGCCCAUCACCCGCAAGAGCCUAGGCCAGCGCAUGGGUGGGGGCAAAGGUGCCAUCAACCACUAUGUGACAGCAGUGAAAUGUGGCCGCCUCAUUUUGGAAGUGGGUGGGCACUGUGAGUUCGGGGAGGUGGAGCACUUCCUCACACAGGUGGCCAAGAAGCUGCCGUUCCCAGCCAAGGCAGUCAGCUGCCAGUCCCUGGAGGAGAUGCGCCAGGCAGAAGAGGAGAGAAGACACAAAAAUCAGAACCCAUGGACAUUUGAGCGUAUCAUCACCUCCAACAUGCUGGGGAUCCGCAAGGUGCUGAGUCCCUACGAUCUGACGCAGAAGGGGCGCUACUGGGGCAAGUUCUUUCUGAAAGACAGAGUGUGAUGACAGGAGGGAAAAAUCUCAGGGCUGAGUGCCUGGAAGGAACCUUGAUCCUUCUUCCUCAGCAGGUGUGAAGUCCCUCCUGAGUGCAUCCCAUCUUGUUGUGGUAGGCUCUCAGAGGGUGGGCAUUGCUGUGGAGAUCUGCCCCUCAGCUCCAGAGGUGGCUGAGUUGUAUGCAGUAAACAGGGAGGUGUGAGGGACGGGUUAGGGUAACCAAUGAUCAUUUUGGAUUAAUAAAGUUUUCCUACUGUGGCAUGG
Messenger RNA from Gopherus evgoodei (Goodes thornscrub tortoise), 1664 nucleotides. RefSeq names its product mitochondrial ribosomal protein L16 (gene MRPL16). NCBI's taxonomy places the organism in Eukaryota, Metazoa, Chordata, Testudines, Testudinidae. Gene Ontology annotation, molecular function: structural constituent of ribosome; rRNA binding. The coding region runs from base 648 to 1409 and encodes 253 amino acids. The transcript is spliced from 4 exons. Gene Ontology annotation, cellular component: mitochondrial large ribosomal subunit; ribosome. Gene Ontology annotation, biological process: mitochondrial translation. The record is from RefSeq and is a predicted model, not a curated record.